AUGCCCGCGCGAAAACAAACGCGCGCGUUCACCGCGCGCGCCGUCGCCCGCGUCGCGCUCUGCGCGCUCGUCGUCGUCGCAUCGUUCGCGAAUCCGAUCGUCGCGCAAGAUGACGCCGACGCCUCGGACGCCCCUCCCGGGCCCGCGCGCGUGCUCGUUCGCAAGCGAAUCGUCGAGGACCUCGUCGUCGAAGGCUCGAACGUCACCGUGGCCGUCACGCUGACGAACGCGGGGGAGACGGAGGCGAGAAAGGUGAAGGCGCGCGACGACGGGUUCGCGAACGAGGACGACUUCGAGUUGAUCACGGGCAAGGAGUCUCUGAGCGCGACGUACGCGACGAUCGCGCCCGGUGAGAGCGUGGAAUAUUCGUUCGUCGUCGUGCCGAAGAAAUCGGGAUCGUUCCCGGGCGGCGCGGUGAGCGUGUCGUAUUUGGGAACGAGCGGACGAGAGACGACGCACGGCUCGAGCAACGUCUUGGGCGCGACGCCCGUGUACACGACGAUGCAGAAGAACAUCUUCGCCGCGCUCAAGGUGGGGAAGUAUCUCACGCUCGGAGCGUGCCGGACGAUUGAGGAUUGGGUGAAGUACGGCACGAUCAUCGGGAGCGUUUGCGGGGCGCUGUUGUUGAACUGGGUGGCGCUCAAAGUGAAGAAGGGCGUCGCCGCGGCGAGGCGCAAGAUGGCCGUCGCCUCCCUCGAGCGCAGCGACAGGCGCGAAAAGUCGGCAUAAACAUUAGUUACGAUGCGUCGCGUUGUCAUCUCAUCGAAUCGAGUGAAUCU
Molecule: messenger RNA, 779 nt
Organism: Ostreococcus lucimarinus CCE9901
Lineage: Eukaryota; Viridiplantae; Chlorophyta; Mamiellophyceae; Mamiellales; Bathycoccaceae
Exons: 1
Coding region: 1-729 (242 amino acids)
Cellular component (GO): endoplasmic reticulum
Source: RefSeq, a predicted model, not a curated record